Messenger RNA from Paramecium octaurelia, 3522 nucleotides. The record is from the annotation of a GenBank genome assembly. Lineage: Eukaryota; Ciliophora; Oligohymenophorea; Peniculida; Parameciidae.
AUGAGAAAGAAGAGAGCAUUAAAUGAAUUCGAAUUUGUCGAGAAAAAGGACAAUGGCAAAGCCUAGGAAGAAUUGGGGAAAGGAGCAUUUGGAAGAGUACGUCUAGCCAUUGAUAAGUUGACUGACACGAAGGUAGCAAUCAAAACGGUAUUUAAUUGAGAAUUUAUUACGCCAGAUUCCCAAAAAAUUGCUUAAAGAAAAUGCAUAAGCUGAAAAUAUUAAGCGAGAGAUAAAGUUGCAUAGGAAAUUAGAUCAUCCACAUAUUGUUAAAUUGUAUCACUCCCUCGAAGAUGAUACCAAUGUUUAUCUCGUGUUAGAGUACGUUCCUAUGGGGAACUUAUUUGUUUAUUUAAGAAAGCGCAAAAAUUUGGAAGAGUAAGAAGCCUUCGUGUAUUUCCUGCAAACUGCAUUAGCUAUAGAUUAUUUGCAUAAGAAGGGUAUAAUACAUAGAGAUUUGAAACCGGAAAACAUUCUAUUAGAUGCAUAAGGUAAUAUUAAAAUAUGUGAUUUUGGAUGGUCUGCCGAGCUCUAACCAGAAAGGAGAACGUUUUGUGGAACACUGGAUUAUAUGUGUCCAGAAAUGCUAAACAGUUAGAGUCAUGAUCAUAGAGUAGAUAUUUGGGCUAUGGGGGUUCUGCUGUUUGAAAUGCUACAUGGUCAUGCUCCUUAUAAUAAAAACAGAGCUUCACAGGAAGUUGUGAUUUAAGCUAUCUUGAAUGCAGCAACUACAAAAAUACCUUUUAAUGAUAAAAUUUCAAAUGAUGCUAAAGAUUUAAUAUAAUCACUUUUAAAAGUUAAUCCUAAAGAUCGAUUAUCAAUGGAUGAGCUUUUUACUCAUCGAUGGGUUAAAACUAAUGCAAAGGCAUUAUCAAUUAAUAUACCUGAGUUUGUUUAUGAAAAAGGAGUAAAUGAAACUGUUUAAUCGAUUUAGGAUAUUUCUAUUGAUUUUAUAAAUCUUACACAACCAUCUAAUAAUUAUUAAUCUUAAAAAAUUCCAUAAACCUAAUAAUAAGUAUUAUAAAAAUAAGACAAUUCAAAUUUUUAUUCUCAAAAAUUACCAUCAUCUUCACCAUCAUUAAAUAAUUCAACAUAUUAAUAAUAAUAAUAAUAAUAAUAAUAAUAAUAAUAAUAAUAAUAAUCUACUACUCCAAAUAAAAAACCAUCAUUUGAUUAACUUUUUUAAUCAACUCAUAAUAAUAAUGUUUAAUUACCUUCAUAUGAAUAAACUUCAAAAUCUCCUACCAGAUUAACACCAGAAUAGCAAAGAUAAAAAAACGAUUUAUUAGGCAUUUCUUCUGUGGAGAAAUCUAAAUAAAUGGAAUAAUCCAAUAGAAUUAACUAUUAAAUGUAACAAAGUUAAGAUAUGUAAAAAUCUUAGCUCAGAGAUCAAUCACCCAAUUAAUCUAUGAUGAAUUCAAAUUAUUAGGGAGUCUCUCCAAAUAGAACAGAUGUUAGUCCCUCAAGUAGAAAACCCAUUUUUAAUGAUAAAAUGGCUUAGUCUCAAAUGAUAAUCAAUAAAUACACAUAACAGUCCAAUAAUUAAUCAGGAAUGUUUAAAAGCCAAGACAUCGCUAAUCAGCAACCCUAAUAAUCCGACGAGUUUACCAAAUAUAUGUAAUAAGAAUAAGAAAGAAAACGAAAGGAAGAAGAGUUUAGAAGACAAUAAUUAGCUGAUUUAUAAAAAAGGGAAGAACAAAGAUUAUUAGAUGAAUAACGACAAAGAGAAGAAAGAUAAAAGCAAGAAGAAUUAGAAAGAUAAAGGAAACAAAGAGAGUAAGAAUUAGAAAACUAAAGAAAGAUUAAAGAAUUUGAAGAAGAAUAAAAACGUUAAAGAGAAUAAGAAAAGUUAAGAAAAUAAAGAGAAUAAGAAGAAAUGUUAUAGAGGUAAAGAGAGUAAGAGUUAGAAAAAUAGAGAAGAGACUAAAAUUUAGAAUAGAUUAGAAGAGAAAAGGAAGAACAAGAUAAGUUAAAAAGGGAAUAAUUGAGAAGAGAAUAGGAAGACAAAGAUCGUAAAAUUAGAGAAUAGGAGGAACAAAGAAGAAGGGAAGAACAAGCAAAGAGAGAGUAAGAAGAAAGAUAAAGAAGAGAAUAAGAAAAAUGGGAGUAGGAAUAGAGAGAGAGGUUGAGAAAAGAGAAGGAAGAAUAAGAGAAGAGAAGACAAUAUGAAGAAUAAUAAUAAGAAAGGUUAAAAUAAUAGGAGAGAUAAAAGUAAUAAUAUGAGGAACAGCUUCGAUUAUAGAAAUAAUAGGAAUAGGACAGAAAGUUACGUGAAUAUGAGGAGUCGAAAAAACAAUUAAAUAGGUCUAAUUCUAAAAAUGUUAGAAGCCAAGAAACUGAGGAAGAUAGAUAAGCCAAAAAGUUAAAAGAGCUUGAAUAAAAAGCAAGGCAGGAGUACCAAUAACAUUUGGUAAAUCAAAGCACUAGUAGUUAUGCAAGUAAAUAAAUGACAGAAAGCAAACAACAAAGAAGAUAAAUAUCUGAGGAUGAUCUUUUUGUUACUAAUAAUAAUAAUUCAUACAUCCCGUAAAAAUAGAAGAAAGAUAUGACUGAAGAAGAUUAUGAUUUAGAAUAAAAGCUACAUAAUAUGUUGGUUCAAAAUCUUUAAUUGGAACUACCUCCAGUUACAAAGACGAUGAAACCUGAUGAAAAUAGCAAUCUAGAUUGGGAUGUUAGUGUGAUUGAAUAAUAGCAGAAACAAGCUCCAUUAAUUGAAUAAUAUGAAAAUAUGCAAUAAGUUUAAGUUUAGACUUAACAACAUAAUAAAUCAGUAUCACCGAACUGUCGAUAAACAAGAUUCACUCCAAGAGUUACUAAAAUGGAGGAUAGGCCCACUCAUAUUAAUAACAUGUUGGAUGAUUAAUUGGAUGAAUGGGAUCUAAGUGAGGAUCCUUAAGUAAAAUUGCUCAAUCAAUUGCUGGAGCAACCAGACAGACCUAAAAAAGAUAAGCCAAAGCAUAAUACUAAUUCAAGUGUUAAUAAUGGAUAUUCAUCUUCAUCUUAAUAAUAAAUAUCUAUGUCUACCCAACCCACAAAUAAAUUUAGCUUUGGAGAAAAUAAAGCAAAAUAAAAUUUAAAACCAGAAACAGUUGAAAAUGUAGAGGAAAGCUUUAGACAAGAUAGAUCAAUGAGAAUGAACACUUCAAGAGACAGAAGUAGAAAUAAGAUACCUGCUAAAUCUAACCCAAAAUAUAAGCAAUUCUAAUAACAAUAGGAACCAGUUGAGGAGUAGUAUGAUGAAGAUUAAUUAGAAGAUUUGAAAAGAUCCAAAUCCUCUAAUCAAGAAAACACCUAUGAUUAAAAAUUGAAGCAAUUUUCAAAGUAUGAUUGCGAUCCAUAUUCGGUGAAUUAUCAUAAUUAAACCUAAGAACAGUAUAUUGAAAAAUAUUAUAAAAUAGAUACAAACCAAGAAAGAGUCGAAUAAGUGAAAGGCAGAAUAGAACUAUACCUUAGAGAUCAUAGCAAGAAAUGGACUUUUUUGACAGAUUAAAAUUUGCCUUUGGAUGUUUAACUAGAAGACAAUGA